AAACUUGAAUUUUCUCAAAGGAACUUGAUACGUUUAAAAUACAUGGGUUCUACUGAUGAGCCCGGAAGUUCCAUGCAUGGAGUUACCGGUAGAGAACAGAGCUAUGCUUUCUCGGUAGAUGGUAGUGAGCCGACCAACACAAAGAAAAAGUACAAUCUGCCGGUGGACGCGGAGGAUAAGGCAACGGUUUUCAAGCUCUUCUCCUUCGCCAAACCUCACAUGAGAACGUUCCACCUCUCGUGGAUCUCUUUCUCCACAUGUUUUGUUUCGACGUUCGCAGCUGCACCACUUAUCCCGAUCAUCAGGGAGAAUCUUAACCUCACCAAACAUGACAUUGGAAACGCUGGAGUUGCCUCCGUCUCGGGGAGUAUCUUCUCUAGGCUCGUGAUGGGAGCCGUGUGUGAUCUUUUGGGUCCUCGUUACGGUUGUGCCUUCCUUGUGAUGUUGUCUGCCCCAACGGUGUUCUCCAUGAGCUUCGUGAGUGACGCAGCAGGCUUCAUAACGGUGAGGUUCAUGAUUGGUUUUUGCCUGGCGACGUUUGUGUCUUGUCAAUACUGGAUGAGCACUAUGUUCAACAGUCAGAUCAUCGGUCUGGUGAACGGGACAGCAGCCGGAUGGGGAAACAUGGGUGGCGGCAUAACGCAGUUGCUCAUGCCCAUUGUGUAUGAAAUCAUUAGGCGCUGCGGAUCAACAGCGUUCACGGCCUGGAGGAUCGCCUUCUUUGUCCCCGGUUGGUUGCACAUCAUCAUGGGAAUCUUGGUGCUCACGCUAGGUCAAGAUCUGCCAGGUGGAAACAGAGCUGCCAUGGAGAAAGCGGGAGAAGUUGCCAAAGACAAAUUCGGAAAGAUUCUAUGGUACGCCGUUACAAAUUACAGGACUUGGAUUUUCGUUCUUCUGUAUGGAUAUUCCAUGGGAGUUGAGUUAAGCACAGACAAUGUUAUCGCCGAGUACUUCUUUGAUAGGUUUCACUUGAAGCUUCACACAGCGGGGAUUAUAGCAGCAUGUUUCGGAAUGGCCAAUUUCUUUGCUCGUCCAGCAGGAGGCUGGGCAUCUGACAUUGCAGCCAAGCGCUUCGGAAUGCGAGGGAGGUUGUGGACUUUGUGGAUCAUUCAGACGUCCGGUGGUCUCUUUUGUGUGUGGCUCGGACGUGCCAACACCCUCGUCACUGCCGUUGUAUCUAUGGUCCUCUUCUCUUUAGGAGCACAAGCCGCUUGCGGAGCCACCUUUGCUAUCGUGCCCUUUGUCUCCCGGCGAGCUCUAGGCAUUAUCUCGGGUUUAACCGGGGCUGGAGGGAACUUUGGGUCAGGACUCACACAGCUCGUCUUUUUCUCGACUUCGCGCUUCACAACUGAAGAAGGGCUAACGUGGAUGGGAGUGAUGAUAGUUGCUUGCACGUUGCCUGUUACCUUAAUCCACUUUCCUCAGUGGGGAAGCAUGUUCUUCCCUCCUUCCAACGAUUCGGUCGACGCUACGGAGCACUAUUAUGUUGGCGAAUAUAGUAAGGAGGAGCAGCAGAUUGGCAUGCAUUUAAAAAGCAAACUGUUUGCUGAUGGAGCCAAGACCGAGGGAGGCAGCAGCGUCCACAAAGGGAACGCAACCAACAAUGCUUGAUCAUGUGUCAUUGAUAUCAAGAAAUUAAUAAUUUCACUUAUGUGAAAUGGACAUAAACUGUUGGAAAAUAAAGAACCAUUUCUUUCAUCAUUUGCUUU
This is a messenger RNA of Arabidopsis thaliana (thale cress), 1709 nucleotides long. It is a transcript of the gene NRT2.2, whose product is annotated as nitrate transporter 2.2. Lineage: Eukaryota; Viridiplantae; Streptophyta; Magnoliopsida; Brassicales; Brassicaceae. Gene Ontology annotation, molecular function: nitrate transmembrane transporter activity; transmembrane transporter activity. The record is from RefSeq and is marked reviewed. Gene Ontology annotation, cellular component: membrane. Gene Ontology annotation, biological process: transmembrane transport; nitrate transmembrane transport. Bases 43 to 1611 code for a protein of 522 amino acids. The transcript has 3 exons.